AUGGCCGCUGCGCCUGGAAUCUACGCAAACGAUGAGUGGCUACACCUUAUUUGUGGAUUUUCUUCCCCGUGGAUUAGAAGUGCUUCGCUGCGCCUGCUUCAUCCUAAUACCCUACUCGGCCUGUUACGGAGCCAAGUUGGUCAUACGAUCAUGUCUCACGUGGAGAGCAUGGCACUAACUAAUCCCUGUGUCGACCACAUUCGCGCGCUUCAAGCGGCUUCAGAGUGGCUUAUCGGGAAAGCUGGAGGUGGCGCGGUAACACCCGCUCCCCGAGCCGAGAAGCGGUGUCGAAGUGCAGUGGAUUCGUCGAGUUCGGCGUCGGCGAUAUCCGAACGCAUGGCGAGCACUUCGAUGGUGGCUACUACCGAUUCGCACGCGGGCAACGCGUCAACAUCUAUUGGAGAGGUUAGAGAAAACGUCGCUGAGCAAUCGUUCCAUUUGGCGUUUGCAUCGCCUCCACGCAAGCGUCAGGCUCGACGUCAGUUGGCUGGGACCAUCUCACAUCCAUUAACCUUUACGUCGCCUAAUUACUGGGAGGAAUUGGACAAGUUCUCAUUUGAGCUCUCCACCCAGGCUUUAGCUGUCGGAGAAGACGACGGGAGUCUUCGCGUGGCCGUUCAGUCAAUUUCUUCUUCAGAGUCCAGAAGUGCCCACGUCAAUCGGAACAACUGUCAACCUUCUCACUGA
Messenger RNA from Plasmopara halstedii, 687 nucleotides. RefSeq lists its product as uncharacterized. NCBI's taxonomy places the organism in Eukaryota, Oomycota, Peronosporomycetes, Peronosporales, Peronosporaceae. The transcript is spliced from 3 exons. The coding region runs from base 1 to 687 and encodes 228 amino acids. The record is from RefSeq and is a predicted model, not a curated record.